Dermochelys coriacea (leatherback sea turtle) is the source of this 891-nucleotide messenger RNA. Its product is annotated as olfactory receptor 7A5-like. Gene Ontology annotation, cellular component: membrane. Gene Ontology annotation, biological process: G protein-coupled receptor signaling pathway. The transcript is spliced from 3 exons. NCBI's taxonomy places the organism in Eukaryota, Metazoa, Chordata, Testudines, Dermochelyidae. Bases 1 to 891 code for a protein of 296 amino acids. Gene Ontology annotation, molecular function: G protein-coupled receptor activity; olfactory receptor activity. The record is from RefSeq and is a predicted model, not a curated record.
AUGGACAGCACCAACGACAGUGUCCACCCUGACCUCCUCCUGCUUGGGCUUACCAGCUGCCCCAGCCAGGAUAACCUGCUCUUCUCCCUCUUCCUCUGCAGGUAUCUCCUCAACCUGUUGGCCAACCUACAGAUCCUGCUGCUGACCCGCUCUGACCCCCGCCUGCAUGGCUCCCCCAUGUAUUUCUUCCUCAGCCACCUCUCGCUGGUGGACAUCUGCUUCACCUCCACCACCAUGCCCAAGAUGCUGGCCAACCUGCGUGCUCGGCGCCAGGGCAUCCCAUACACCGGGGGCCUGGUGCAGAGGUCGGUCUCCGUGGCCUUUGCCAUCCCUGAGAACUUCCUGCUGGCAGUCAUGGCCGGGGACCACUACCUGGCCCUCUGCCGGCCCUUGCGCUACGCCGCCCUCCUGAGCCCUCCUCCUCAUCGUCCACUCCUAGGCCCGCAUCCUCCAGGCCAUGCUCAGGACCUGUGCUACUCUGGGGACAGGGACAAGCUGGCCUUGGUCAUGUACACCGUGGUCACCCCCACGCUCAACCCCUUCAUCUACAGUCUGCGCCACCAGGACAUAAAGGCCGCCCUGUGCCAGGGCCUAGACAGGCUAAGGGGGGCGUGGUGGGGCUGGGGCAGGGGGUCAGGAGAGAGCCGCCUCAAUAGCUCCGUCAUCCUGCGAUCGAAUUCCCGUCGUCCCACCCACUCCGUCCCAUCUUCUCUAACAUCCACACACCCAUCCGACUUUGGCUGUCUUCGCUACAGGCAAAACGUCAAGAGCAGAGUUUUGUUUCGGACUGUCUUUAAUAGGCUCCGUAAAGCCGAAGAACUGAAUACAGGAAUUCCUUCGCCACUUCAAAAAACACAGUAUCAAUGGAAUUAUGAGCGCUUCUUCCAGUAA